Molecule: messenger RNA, 3573 nt
Organism: Trichosurus vulpecula (common brushtail)
Lineage: Eukaryota; Metazoa; Chordata; Mammalia; Diprotodontia; Phalangeridae
Gene: ZNF263
Product: zinc finger protein 263
Exons: 7
Coding region: 219-2279 (686 amino acids)
Biological process (GO): regulation of transcription by RNA polymerase II
Molecular function (GO): DNA-binding transcription factor activity, RNA polymerase II-specific; RNA polymerase II cis-regulatory region sequence-specific DNA binding
Source: RefSeq, a predicted model, not a curated record
GCGCCGUUCGAAUUGGAGGCGCUUCUGAGUGUCUUGGCUGGAUUUCCGGCCAGGGAGCUGAGUGGGAGUCCGGGGAACAGACGGGCUUCCCCGGGUCCGGCCCGAGUGGCGUUCCUGGGGAGAAGCGAGGCUCUUCUUCAACAUUCCUGUCCAGAAGCUGAUCUGAAGAGAACAGGCAGGAAGCUUGGAGCAGGGGCUGAGGCUAGACCCUAAGCUGAAUGAUGACUUCAGCUGUGGCCUGCCAGGCUUCAGCUCCUCAGGAGCAGGAGGGGCUCCUGAUAGUCAAGCUGGAGGAAGACUGUACUUGGGGGCAGGAAAUCCCUGUACAGGAUCAUGGGACAAGCCCUGAGACCUCCCACCAGUGCUUCAGGCAUUUCCGCUACCAACAGGCAGCUGGACCUCGACAGGCUUUCAUCCAACUCCAGGAGCUUUGCCAUCGUUGGCUGAGGCCAGAGGUAAACUCCAAGGAGCAGAUCCUAGAGCUGUUGGUGCUGGAACAGUUUCUGACCAUCCUCCCUGGGGACAUCCAGGCCAGGGUACGGGAGCAACAUCCAGAGAGCGGGGAGGAGGCAGUGACUCUGGUGGAGGAAUUGCAAAGAGAAGAGGGAAGAUGCAGGCAGCAGGUCACAAUCCAUGGGCGGGGACAGGCGGUGCCUUUGGAGGAGACCUCACCCCUGGAAGCAGCACAGGAACUACCAAACUUCAAGCUGGAGCCAUCGGAGACUGAGCAGAGCCCUUGCCUUGGACUACAGGACCUGUUGGGCCCUUGCCUUAAAGGGGGGCCCCAACCCCUGAAGGAGAGGGCAUCAUCUACUCCCUGGGUUUCUCUCCUUCCUUCAAAGGCAGAAGGCCCUGAAGACAAAGAGACAGCCGGGUCCCAGUUGCCUGUGACCUUUGAGGAUGUGGCAGUGUACCUCUCUCAGGAGGAAUGGGGGCAUCAGGAAACCAGUAAGAAGCCCCUUUCCAGGGAAGCCAUUCAGGAGAAUUAUGAGAAUGUGCUUGCAUUAGAAUCUCAGAUUCCCAAUCAAGACUCAGCCACCCAAGUAGAACAAGAAGAAAAGUCAUGGGAUCUCAAUCUCCAGAGUACCAAGGAGCAAGGGAGCUCCAGAAUCCCUUACACAGAAGAGAAAAAAGAAAACAAGGAAGAGAAUUUUCCUUCUGAACACUUUAAUGAAGAGCAGGCUCAAGAAAUACCCUCUGGACAUUCAGAAAUAGAGGUUCCCUGGAGUCCUGAGCAGGGAAAAUCAGAAGGACAGUGGAAUCCUUCCCCAGAGGAGAGACUGGGAAAACCCACAGCUUGGGCAUUGGGUUGCAAUGAAUUGAUAAGACCAAAGAAACCUCUGCCAGGAGAGAAAUUAUAUAAAUGUCCUGUGUGUGAAAAAAAUUUCUCUAACAACUCAAAUCUUAUUAGGCACCAGAGAACCCAUACAACAGAGAGACUCUGUAUGGGUUUAGAGUGUGGGGAAAUUUUUAGUGGGAAUCCACAUUUCAUUCCACCUCAUAGAGUACAUCUGGGAGAGGAAGCCCACAAGUGCCUUGAGUGUGGAAAAAGCUUCAGUCAGAACACACACCUGACUAGACAUCAGCGUACUCAUACAGGUGAGAAGCCCUAUCAGUGUAAUGUGUGUGGGAAAAGCUUCUCUUGCAACUCAAACCUUCACAGGCAUCAGAGAACCCAUACUGGUGAGAAACCCUAUAAGUGCCCUGAAUGUGGAGAAAUUUUUUCUCAUAGUUCUAACCUUAUUAGGCACCAGAGAAUUCACACAGGAGAGAGACCCUAUAAAUGCUCUGAAUGUGGGAAAGGUUUCUCUCGAAGUUCACAUCUUGUCAUACAUGAGAGAACCCAUGAGAGAGAGAGAUUUUACCCUUUCUCUGAAUGUGGAGGAACAGUAAGUAACAGUACAACAUUCAUCACAAAUCAUGGAACCCAGAGAGGAGAGAAGAAACUCUUUAAAUGUUUGACAUGUGGGAAAAGCUUCAGGCAGGGUAUGCAUCUCACCAGACACCAGAGAAUACACACAGGAGAAAAACCUUACAAAUGUCCUCUGUGUGGGGAAAACUUCUCUCACAGCUCCAACCUCAUUAGGCACCAGAGAAUCCACACAGGAGAGAAGCCCUAUACCUGUCAUGAAUGUGGGGACAGUUUUUCUCACAGCUCCAAUCGGAUUCGACAUCUGAGAACCCACACUGGAGAGAGGCCUUAUAAAUGUUCUCAGUGCGGAGAAAGUUUUUCUCGAAGUUCUCGUCUUAUGAGUCACCAGAGAACUCACACAGGCUAGAAUGGUUUGCAAUUUCAACACAGGCAGGUUAGCAGAAGAGCUUUUAUUUGGAAUUGGUCUUCCCUGAAUCAUCAGACAGACCUCUACUUUGAAGAAAUUGCUUCAGAGAAUAACUGCAGGUAAGGAGAAUUUUGUCCAGACAAGCUGAGUUAGCUUCAGGCCAUGAAAAGACAUUCCUCCAUCUUCUCCAGAGUCUCGGGGCAACAGGGAGAACAGCAGGUGCACUCUGUAGCGUCCCCCUCAGAGAAGAAUUCUAUGGUGAGUCCUCCCUGUUUCUAAGGUAAACACUCCUUGGCACAUAUAUCCAGGUUUUGAUUUGCUGUGCCUGUGUUAUCUGUGGUCAAAUAGGAUAGAGUGGGAAAAGAUUAUAUGCCGUGUCUGUCGCCCUUCUCCAGUGGGACGCAGCUGGAGUAUUUGGGCCACUCGAGGCUCUGGAGACAAACCUGAAGCUUUCCUGGAAGGCAGUUUGAAAAGAACAUGAACAACUCAAGACUGAUAACAGUAUCAUUUCCUCUAAUAAGAGUGGCUGCCGGAAGAGGGAAUUUGGCGAAUCGCUUCAAAAGAGAGAACUCAGUAGUCCAGAGACCGAAGGGAAACAGCAUCACAGAAGUUCCAGGCUAGUGAGAGAAGCAGCAGAGGAUGUGGAGAUCCAAAUCAGCCCCCUCUUGGCAGGGAUUUUUAGGCUAUUUUUCUUUUCUACAACAACAUAGUGGUAGAGGAAGAGCCGUUUAGGAGAAAAGCCUGCACUCUUCAAGAAUUCCUAACUCUAAUUGGCUUUUCCUGGAUAAGAGGACGGACAUAUAUCCUGGAAGAUGAGUGUGGGUACACCAAGACAAGAAGAUUUGAAUAGCCUGGGUUUACUGAGGAUCAUAGGGGAUGAGGAUCAGAGGUCACCGACUGGUUCUUCCCCACUCCUCUGAAGUUGUCCCGAUUAAGUCAUGGAGCAUCCUGUCCUCUAUUGAAGAAGGUGCAUUAGAAUGAUCAACACAUCUUUAAAGAACCAUAAAUCUACCCUCUUCAACGCCAGUAUUGAUCUGCUUCCUUUGCCUUGCUUUGGGUUGAUGGCUCUUUCUUUGUAUUGUCUUUCUAGAAUGACCUGGAAAGUUCUGAUAAAAAUCCUAGCAAUUGGAUUUAUUCUGUGUCCGUGACUAGCAUAUACUGAGGCUAGAACAAUUAUGAAGGUCCAUGGGUAAGCGCAAUACCUGUCUUGCUCACACUGGACUUAUCACAAAGCCUUUAAAAGGAAUGUUUUUACCUUCUAUGAACAUGGUAUAAUAAAGUCAAAUUUCUUUCA